AUGAGAGAAGUCAGAAAGGUUCUGCUGAAUCUUGGUAGAUAUGAAGAACUCCUUGUUGUUGCGCGCAACGGUAGACCAAUUUUCUCCAAGAACGCUUCGGAAGUCAUCUCGCCAACGGGCUCGUGGUCGUCCGACGGAUCGUUUCUUCUCCUAGGGCCGCCCUUCUACGAUCUUCUUUGCCCACGUUUCUUCUCCCGUCACGAUUUUCUUUGCGAAGAACCACUUUCUUCUUGUUGCAACCAUUCGUGGAGCCAACUGUUUGGUCUUCUAUCCUAA
Molecule: messenger RNA, 276 nt
Organism: Caenorhabditis auriculariae
Lineage: Eukaryota; Metazoa; Nematoda; Chromadorea; Rhabditida; Rhabditidae
Source: the annotation of a GenBank genome assembly